UUCCAGACCUCAGAAAAGCCCGAGACAGUGAUCAGGUUCUUCAGAAAUCACGGUUUCUCUAAUAUUCAAAUAAACUAUAUGGUUACAAAGGCACCGUGGUUGCUUUCUUGUGACCCCUGCAAAAGGUUAUUGCCAAAGUUUGAGUUUUUUCUCUCAAAGGAUGUUUCUAGCUCUGAAAUUGUUGACCUAAUAAGUAAGUACCCUAGAGUACUGCGUCCAAGCCUGGAGAAUCAUAUAGUCCCAACCUAUGAAUUGAUAUAUAAGUUCUUGCAAUCUCAUGUGAGGACUACUCGUUGUAUGUUUGGUAAUACAUUUUACUCUUGCGGGGAUCGUCUGGCGCACAACAUCAUAUUGCUGCUAGAGAAUGAAGUAAAAGAAUCAAACAUUGCAAGAUUGCUUGGGAACCAUAGUAAGGUGAUCUUUGCCUCAAAUGAUAUAAUUAAGUUGGUGAAGGAAGUAAAGGAUUUGGGGUUUGAUCCUUCAAAAGCAACUUUUGUUAUAGCGUUGAUGGCCAUAAAAAAAACAAGUCCUUCCCUGUGGAAGGAGAAAGUUGAUACCUUCAAGAAAUGGGGUUGGUCUGAUGAAGCUGUGUCUGAAGCAUUUAGGAGGCACCCUCACGUUAUGUUGACAUCUAUUAAAAAAAUAAAUGCUGUGAUGAACCUUUGGGUCAAUCAGUUG
This is a messenger RNA of Vigna umbellata (rice bean), 678 nucleotides long. The record is from RefSeq and is a predicted model, not a curated record. NCBI's taxonomy places the organism in Eukaryota, Viridiplantae, Streptophyta, Magnoliopsida, Fabales, Fabaceae.